Molecule: messenger RNA, 4888 nt
Organism: Daucus carota subsp. sativus
Lineage: Eukaryota; Viridiplantae; Streptophyta; Magnoliopsida; Apiales; Apiaceae
Product: DNA-directed RNA polymerase IV subunit 1
Exons: 19
Coding region: 240-4565 (1441 amino acids)
Biological process (GO): DNA-templated transcription
Cellular component (GO): RNA polymerase II, core complex
Molecular function (GO): DNA binding
Source: RefSeq, a predicted model, not a curated record
AACCCGACUGUUGAUCUUCCCAUGACUCGUUCUUCAAGAAACACCACUUUUUCUAUUAACCUUAUUUCCUUGUCAGCAGGUGGUUUUGUAAUAUAAUUAUUGUUAUAAUUUAUCUGGCACUUGUAAUAAAACUCACUACAGCUCUUCUUCGUAGAGCUUUGCUCUGUCUCUCGGUGCUUCUGCUCUUACCAGGGCACUAGCAAGAUAAAUAAGGAAAGAGAUUGUAGCUCCAAGCUUCAAUGGGUCAUGACCAGGAAGAGCAAGUUGUAACGACGGGGUUCGUGACCGGCAUUAAGUUUGAUAUUUUGACUGAGAAAGAUGCAGAGAUGAUAUCUGUGAAAGAAAUUGAAGUACCCAAUGACGUGGUACAUCCAAUGCUUGGACUUCCUAAUCAAACUUCUUCUCAGUGUCUAACAUGCGAGGCCGAAGAUGUAAAAACCUGUGAAGGUCACUUUGGGUUGAUUAAUCUUCCGUACACAAUUCUCCACCCAUACUUGAUUUCAGAUGUGGCAAAGAUUUUAAAUAAAAUCUGUGUAGGAUGUAAAUCUGAACGGAGUAGGGCCAAGAGUGCUGACUCAUCAUCAACUCAUAAGAAGCCAACUCAUAAGAAGCGUGAGCGUUGCAAAUAUUGUGAUGGACUCAGGAAAGAUGAAUAUCCGAGAACAAUUUUCAAAGUUUCGAGCAAAGAAGUAUUUGGAAGAACAGCCAUCUUUGCAAAAAUAAAUGAUCGAGUGUUCUCUAGGAUUGAAACCUUAGCUUCUGAUUAUUGGAAUUUCCUUGCAGAAGAUACACAACAAGCAGGAAAUGCAUUAAAACCUAAUGAACGAGUUCUAUCACAUCUCCAGGUGCAUGAAUUGCUGAAGGAAGUUGAUCCAAAGAUUGUGAAAGAGUUUGUGAAAGACAAAAAAGAUUUGAUCUUUAUGAACAAUUUUCCUGUAACUCCUAAUUCCCAUCGCGUAAAUGAAUUCGGAGGACAAGUUAGAUUUGAUGAACUCACUAGGUGUUACAGAAAGCUGGCAAAUUUUGAAGGUUCAGCUAAUGAGUUGAGUACUCGUGUCCUAGACUGCUUCAAAAUGUGCAAGCUACGAUCAGAAAAAGUGUCAACCAAAAUGUUUAAUCAAAAUGAGGAAGCUGCCCCAAAUUUAUCUGGUCUGAGGUUCAUCAAAGAACUUAUUUUGGGAAAACGAUCUGAUCAUACUUUCCGCAUGGUCGUUGUGGGUGAUCCCAGAAUAAAAGUGGAUGAAAUCGGUGUCCCUUCCCAUAUUGCAGACUCAAUGCAAAUAUCCGAGCAGCUGAAUUCACUAAAUUGGGAAAGUCUGGGUUUAAAGAUUUUGAGGAAAAGGGACACAUAUAUUCGUCGAGAUGGUAGGCUGGCUCGGGUCACAAUAAAAGAUGAUAAGUUGCGGAUUGGGGACACUGUACACAGACCUCUCCGUGAUAGAGAUAUUGUUCUGAUCAAUAGGCCACCAUCUAUUCAUUCUCAUUCACUAAUUGCGCUAUCUGUUAAAAUUCUUCCGACAAAUUCCAUCCUCUCUCUCAAUCCAUUAAUUUGCUCCCCUUUUCGUGGGGAUUUUGAUGGUGACUGCUAUCAUGGUUUUAUUCCACAAUCUGUCGACUCCAGAGUAGAGCUCCAGGAGCUGGUUGCUUUGAACAAGCAGUUAACUAAUAUUCAAAAUGGUCUAAAUCUUAUAUCACUAACACAAGAUAGUUUAACUGCCGCUCAGUUGGUUAUUGAGGAUGGAGUGCUUUUGAACCGUUCUCAAAUGCAGCAGCUGCAAAUGUUUUGUCCAAGAUCUUGUCAGCUGCAGGCUCCAGCCAUUGUCAAGGCAUCUUCACGUAAGAAUUGUUUGAAAGCUGCUUCUUCAGAUACCUUCCUGUGGACAGGCAAACAGUUAUUCAGCCUGCUCCUUCCUCAAGAUUUUUCUUAUGAUUGUCCUUCAAGCGCUGUUAAGAUAAUGAAAGGGGAACUUAUAUCUUCCAAAACUGCAUCUUCUUGGCUACGUGAUACCAAGGGAAACCUUCUCUAUAGCCUUAUAAGCCACUGUCAGGGGGAGUUUCUUGACUUCCUACAUGCUGCUCAGGGAGUUUUAAGCGAAUGGUUGUUUAUGCGGGGACUAAGUGUUUCACUGGCUGACAUGUACCUCUCUUCUGAUUCACACUGCCGGAAGAAUAUGAUUGAUGAAGUUUCAUGUGGUUUGCGGGAGGCUGAGCUGAUAUCAUCUGUAAAAUUAUUGAUGGUGGAUUCGAAUCUGGAUUUUCUUGUUGGAAGCCUUGAAGAAAGUGAAACUGCUAUGGAUUUUGGAGCUAAGCACAUGUUCUGUGACCGACAGAAGUCACCUGCUCUCAUUCAAGUAUCUGUUUCUGCAUUCAAGCAGGUUUUUAGUAAAAUUCAGAACUUAUUUUACCAAUAUGCGAGUGAAGACAAUUCUUUUUUAGCCAUGAUAAAGGCUGGAAGCAAGAAGAGUAACCUUACUAAGGCUGUCCAGCAUGCAAUGUGCCUUGGUUUGCAGCAUUCAUUGGUUUCACUUUCUUUUAGAAUUCCCCAGGAACUUUCUUGUGAGGCAUGGAAUAGUCAGAAGGAAGAGGAAUCAAUAGAUCCAAAAGAUGAUCAUUCGAAAAUUUCCAAGUCAUACAUUCCUUAUGCAGUGGUGCAAAGUUCUUUCCUCUCGGGAUUGAACCCAUUGGAGAGUUUCGUUCACUCAUUGACAACACGAGAUGCUUCUUUUGGUGGUCACGCAGAUAUAUCUGGUACAUUGACUCGAAGGAUAAUGUUUUUCAUGCGUGACUUGUGCAUGGGGUAUGACGGGACAGUGAGAAGUGCCUAUGGCAACCAAGUUGUUCAAUUUUCAUAUUAUAAUAACCCCACUUCUUCAAAAAAUAGUCCGGAGGAGAAGCUGACAGAUGGUGCCUGCACAAUGGGUGGCCAACCUGUUGGUUCCUGGGCUGCUUGCGCAAUAUCUGAAGCCGCAUAUAGUGCUCUGGACCUACCGAUCAGUGCACUUGAAGCCUCACCCCUGCUUAAUUUGAAGGAAAUUCUAGAAUGUGGCAACAAUAAGGUGAACAAAACAGCAUCUUUAUUCUUUUCGAAGAAGCUUGAAAGAUGGACCUAUGGUUUUGAAUAUGCAGCCUUGGAGGUUAAGAGUCGUUUAGAGAGACUACAAUUUUUAGACAUUGUUUCUACUGUCAUGAUAAUGUACUCCCCUUGUAGAGAAGCUUAUGUUAGUCCAUGGGUUUGCCAAUUUCAUAUAAACAAGGAAUUGGCAAAGAGAAAACAAGUAAAAGUCCAAUCUAUAGUCAAAGCACUCUACAUGAAGUGUAAUUCCACCCUAGUGAAAUCGAAGGUGGAUCUUCCAGAUUUGCAGAUUACAUGCAACAGUGACAGUUCCGAGAAAAAUAUGGCCACAAUUUGUAUCAACAUUAGAAUGGUUGGUAUUGACGAGAACUCCAGUACACAGCUGGAGACACUUGAAGACAUGGUGUUACCUUUCCUUCUUCAAACUGUCAUAAAAGGAUCUUCGAAUGUGAAAAAGGUGGAUAUCUUAUGGAAAGAUUCUUCAAGUUUAUCAACUUCGCAUAAGGGUGCAUCUGGUGAGCUGUAUAUUCGAGUUCACAUGUCAGCCACCUGUGACAGGUCGAGAUUUUGGACUGUCCUCAUGAAUGACUGCCUCCAGAUUAUGGAUAUGAUUGAUUGGAAGCGGAGUUAUCCCGAUGAUAUUCAGGCUGCAACCUCUGCCCUUGGAAUUGAUUUUGCAAAAUCGCAGUUUAUAAAUAAAUUGGCAUCGGCAAUAUCUGAUACUGGAAAGGCUGUACUUCCCGAACAUUUAUAUCUUGUUGCUGAUUGUCUUUCAUGUACGGGGGAAUUUGUUGCUUUGAGUGCAAACGGACUGGCACGACAAAGGAAGCAGACAUCAGUUUCUUCACCAUUUACGCAAGCAUGCUUUUCCAGUCCUGCAGAUUGCUUUGUUAAUGCUGGGAAGAUGGGCAUGAUGGAUAAUCUACAGGGUAGUCUAGAUUCACUGGCAUGGGGAAACCCUCCUUCUCUAGGGACUGGUGCCCAGUUUGAUAUCCUAUACUCUAGGAAGGAUCAUGAAGUGGCUAAACCUGAAGAUAUCUAUAAUUUGUUGGGUAGCCAAGUUGGUGCUCGUGGACAGAGAGUCAAGGUAUCUCGUACACACACCGAUAUGUCAAUCAAAAAUCUUGCCAAGAGAAGUGACUUGCUGAGAAAGGAUUUCAAAGCAAAAUACUUUCUAUCAAUGUCUGAAGAGCUGAGGCUUAUAUUACACAAGUAUAAGAUAAAUCAACAGUUAAGUGAGUUGGAUGAGAGCAUUGUGGUGGCUGCACUAUUUUUUCACCCUCGAUCUUCUGAAAAGAUUGGAAGCGGGCUUAAAGAAAUCAAAAUUGGUGGGAGCUCAAAAAGCUCAACUAGCCGCUGCUUUCAUGUGGUAAGAACUGAUGGUACCAUCGAGGACUUCUCGUAUCACAAAUGUAUACACAACGGUCUCAAGCUGAUUGCUCCUAAAAGUGCGGAAACAUACCGGUCAAGGUGGUUGAAUGGAAGAGUCUAGUCCACGUGCAACGUUGGAUAGCAAAGAAAGGUUACAGUCUAAUGGCAAGUUUUGUAGCAGAAAAAAGAUAUUUGGUGUAAACUACAAAACUACAUUUUCAUUUAGCACAAACCAUCGCAAUAAGAAUGCUCUUAAAGCUUCUUUUUGCUGCUUCCACUGAAAGUUGUUUGCCUGAUUUAUGAGGCAGAUAAAAUUUAGUGGAAGUAGCAACGAGACGCUCUUAAGAGCAUUUCUUGUUAAUGUUAUUCAUUUCUUAAUCUUAUAUUAUGAACCCUAUCUUGUUUUCAUAAGAAGAACGAACUUUUUAAGCUUCUUUCAAGCUA